Dacryopinax primogenitus is the source of this 714-nucleotide messenger RNA. RefSeq lists its product as uncharacterized. The transcript has 4 exons. NCBI's taxonomy places the organism in Eukaryota, Fungi, Basidiomycota, Dacrymycetes, Dacrymycetales, Dacrymycetaceae. The record is from RefSeq and is a predicted model, not a curated record. Bases 1 to 714 code for a protein of 237 amino acids.
AUGGCACCAGAGCACAGUGCCCUAAACGCAAAUGGAAAGCGACCAUAUCCCAGCGAUCCCAACCCCAUGGCACCACCAACGUCCCGUCCGCCCUCUCGCCGCCCCUCUACAUCGUUGGGCCACUCUGGCUCUUCUGAGCGAUCAUUUGGGGGCAUGCCACCAACUCUCCCUGAUCGCAUUACUUUGCCAGCAAGAGAACAGGGGGCAGGAAUGCGUGUGCGAUCAAUGGAACGAAGUGUCACCACCCCAGUACAAUCUCUUCAGCGAUUCACGUACACUGCCCCAUCAACCCCGACUCGCUUUGCACCCCCGGUUCGACCGAGCUAUAUUGGGCAGCACGCGGAGAGGCGAACAUCAGGUCCGAUUUCGUACUCGGCAAAUUCCUCGAACCUGGGGAAUAUGGGCCCACCGCCAACUCCGGUUCAUAGAAGAGCGCCCGUGCAUCAGGGCAUGUCAGGAGGGAACAUGGCGAUGCCAAUGGCAAGGCCUCAAACUGCUCCUAUACAACCACCUUUCACACCACGUCGUCCCCAUCAUCAUGGCCCUGUUCCGUUCACUCCCCGAACUAAUUUUUCAGAGAUGGCACAGCUUCCUCACGCGACACCUCAGCACCAGAGAUUUGGCAGCAUGGCAGAGGACAGGCGUCGAAAGUUUGUGCCUGCAGGUGCAGUCCAAACUGCAAACUGGAGCGGAGGAGCACACAUGGGUCCAUGA